AUGACGAUUUUGGUUUCAGGUUGGCAUAUAUGUACGGCGUGUCAGAAGGAUUCUUUCUACAUGUGCUAUACUUGUCCUUAUUCUGUUUGUAAGAAGUGUGUUAGAAACUCAGAGUAUGUAGUUGUACGGGAGAACAAAGGAUUCUUUGGAAUCUGCAUGAAGACUAUAACGCUUAUUGAGAAUGCAGCAGCUGAAGCUAACACAGAAAAGGUCCAGGUUGAUUUUGACGAUCAAGGCAGCUGGGAGUAUCUUUUCAAGAUUUACUGGGUUUCUCUUAAAGAAAAGUUAUCUUUGUCCUUAGUUGAUCUUACCAAAGCUAGAAACCCAUGGAAAUCUUCUACUUCUAAGAGAAAAAUUACUAGCCGGCUUGACGAUGGCAGUUCUCCUCGGGCUUAUGAAAGCGAUGAGCUCUUGGACUUCGUGAGGUUUAUGAAAAACGGUGACGUUUCCGUCUUAUCAAGGUGUGAUGUCCAAACGCUUGUGCUAGAGUAUGAGCGAGUGGAUCGCUUGGAAAUGUUAAAGCUUAUUGAUUCUCACUUCCUGGAUCAAGAAAGGUCUCCGGUUAGAUAUACUUCAGCCGGAGGAGUCACUGAAACUAUGUCCUUCCAGGUCGAUGAUAGGUUGAAUAUGUCUGAACAACAUCAAGAAGGAGAAUCACAGCAACUGAGCACGAUUGAUGACUUGGAUUUGAAUCUGAUAUGGUUAUAUGGAGAUCCUGAUGGGAAGAUUCAUGGACCAUUUUCUUUAAUGAACCUGCGACAAUGGAAUGCAAGUGGUUACUUCCCGCCUGAGCUGAGAAUAUGGAGGUUGGGUGAACAGCAAAGUAGCUCCAUACUACUGACCGACGCUUUAAAUGGGCAGUUCCAUAAAACAGUGUCUCCUCAGAAUCAUUCCGUCCCCAGGAAAGAUGGAAUGUUAGUCAAACAGAGGCAGAUGAAAAGAACGCUUGCUAUCAAAAACGACGUUGGCCUAACCGGAGCAGCUGAGAAACAAGUCACGGCUACAGUCCAGUCAUGUUGGAAAAACUGGAAUGCUGCUACUCCAAGCAGUGCUUCCAACGUGCGGGAUUCAAACUCCGGUUUGGUGUCUUUCACAGACAAUCAAGAAAUAGACUUCCUUGAUCUCUUUAGUCCAACCUUCAAAAUCAACUUUGCCUCUGAUACAAUGGAUUGGAAACCCAUUGUAACUGUACCUGACGAGUGUGACGAGUCAAUGUCAGAUCUUUUGGCGGAAGUUGAAGUUAUGGAGUUCCAAAAAAGUUUAUCUUCUCCAACUUCAACUUUCCGUAGUUCUGGAGAAUUGCUCAACACUCCAUCAACGAUAGUAAUAUGA
Brassica napus (rape) is the source of this 1332-nucleotide messenger RNA. Its product is annotated as zinc finger CCCH domain-containing protein 44-like. Gene Ontology annotation, molecular function: protein binding. The transcript has 6 exons. NCBI's taxonomy places the organism in Eukaryota, Viridiplantae, Streptophyta, Magnoliopsida, Brassicales, Brassicaceae. Bases 1 to 1332 code for a protein of 443 amino acids. The record is from RefSeq and is a predicted model, not a curated record.